Molecule: messenger RNA, 504 nt
Organism: Fraxinus pennsylvanica
Lineage: Eukaryota; Viridiplantae; Streptophyta; Magnoliopsida; Lamiales; Oleaceae
Source: the annotation of a GenBank genome assembly
AUGCCUGAAAGAGAUGGUUUCGCUUGGUCUACAAUGAUUGAAGCUCAUGAGGGGGUUGGGGAUUUGGCUUCAGAGAAGAGUUUGUUUGAUGAAAUUACCGAGAAAAACAUUGCUGCGUGGAAUACAAUGAUUCAUGGAUAUGUGAGAGUAAGCGAUGUUAACUCUGCAGAGAAGUUGUUUUUUAUGAUGCUCGAGAAGGAUUUGAUUUCGUGGACAAUGAUCCAUUGUUAUGCAAAAAGCAAGCAAUUUAGCAACGCGUUAGAUCUUUUCUAUGAACUGAAGAAUGAAGUUCGACCUGAUGAAGUGACCAUGUCGACUGUAAUUUCAGCGCGUGCACAUCUUGCGGCACUGAACCAACGGGAGGAAGUACCUAUCUAUGCUAUGCAAAGUGGGCAAAAUCUUCAUGUUUAUAUCAGAAUGGAGAAGAACAUAAAACCAAAUGGUGUGACCUUUGCUAGUAAUCUCAGUGCUUGUACUCAUGCUGGACUUGUGGAAGAAGGCUGA